Gymnodraco acuticeps is the source of this 1111-nucleotide messenger RNA. RefSeq lists its product as uncharacterized. NCBI's taxonomy places the organism in Eukaryota, Metazoa, Chordata, Actinopteri, Perciformes, Bathydraconidae. The transcript has 7 exons. The record is from RefSeq and is a predicted model, not a curated record. The coding region runs from base 431 to 1036 and encodes 201 amino acids.
ACACGCUUUGAAUCCUGAUGUCCUGAAACUAGCAGAUCGGGUGGAUCCAUAAGCAACAAGCCGUCUCCAUCUGCUGGGAGCUUCCCUAAAAGAAGAUCCAAAGUUAGGCUGAGCUGAAGACCAUCUGAGGUUUAGAGUUAGUCCCAAGUCACAGAAACAAAACCCUGGAGCAGAUUGCACUCUGGGUAUUCUGAUGCGUCCCUGGAGGUCUAUAAGAGACGAUCAACAUCUUCCUCCAGAACUAACGGUACCACUGGGGGCGUAACUGAUGUUCCCCUGGUCUCUGCUUCUGACCCUGAGAGACUAAGUUCGAGCCGCCAUCAUUUACACCUUGUGUUUGGUGUCGUCUUCAGGAUUCAUAAAUCCUAAUUCCACCAUCAUCCUUCAUCAGUGACUGACAGCUGAGGGGCGGAGCUAGCAGACGGCGGGCAUGUCAGUUCUGUUCUGGGUCUGGAUCCUGAUGAUGGAGAGCCACGCCUCAGAGGUCAUCAGGGCUCACAGCGGGGGGGCGGUGCUGCUGACUUCUGACCACCAGCUGCAGCUGAAGCAGGACGUGCGCUGGACUCACCCCGACCUGCUGGUCUCUCUGAAGAACAACGUGACGGCCUGCCCUCACGGCCGCUGCCAGCUGCUCCACGACGGCUCGCUGCGCUUCAGCCGGGUCCAGCCCGGAGACUCAGGGAACUACAGCCUGCAGGUGUACGAGGAGGACGGGACGCGGGUGCUGAGGAGGGACUUCCUGCUGCUGGUGGAGGGGGAGAGCAGCCAAUUAGAUCUCAGCAGCAGGAGUGUGUUGGUGACGGUGUUGAUCCUCCUCUUCCUCCUCCUCUUCAUCAUCAUCAUCUUGUUCGUCCUCAACAGGAAGAGGAAGCAGCGGAUCAGGCGUUCAGGUCCGCUGGAGGACAACCUGUACGUGGAGAUGCACAGUCACCGUGGCAACAAGAGGGAGGAGGACGAGUGUCACUAUGUUCCCUGUAAUCCUGCUGUUUCCGUGGAAACACCAGCGCAGAGUUCAGAGGAGAACGUGUAUAUGUGACGGCCAAUCAGAGCUCUCCUCACCUGCAUGUUUCUCUGUUUGCAUCUUAAUCAAUAAAGUGAGGUUGUUUGCAGA